This is a messenger RNA of Aethina tumida (small hive beetle), 849 nucleotides long. Its product is annotated as flightin. The record is from RefSeq and is a predicted model, not a curated record. The coding region runs from base 196 to 717 and encodes 173 amino acids. Lineage: Eukaryota; Metazoa; Arthropoda; Insecta; Coleoptera; Nitidulidae. The transcript is spliced from 3 exons.
UCGAAGGGUUAAGGUGGGUUUCCUGAAGGAUAAAUAAAGAAUGGCUGUGCGCCCGUUCGCGUAGGGGGGGAUAGGUUCGUGUCGUCGGCGAGCUUAAGCUUAAGUUAACGGGUUCCGCGGUCAGAUCAUUAAAGCUCCUGUUUAACAACGUCUUCGGCCCCAUCGAAUAAGCCAACGAGCAACAAAUAAUUAACAAUGGCGGAUGACGACAACGCGGACUGGUUCACCCAAGACGACGAACCUGCAGCGGAGGCCGAAGCUGCGCCUGCAGCGGCAGCUGCAACUGGUGGUGGUGGCGGAGAAGCCGCCGCUGGCGGUGAAGAGGCUGCUGCUGGAGGAGCACCCGCUGAAGAAAAGGUAGAAGAAGUAGAACAUGAAGAGUACUUAGAUCCGGACAAGCUCCUACUCUUUAGACAUUGGAUAAGACCGAAAUUCCUUCAGUACAAGUACCUGUACGACUACAGACAAAACUACUACAACGACGUGAUCGAUUAUCUGGACAAACGUGCCCACGGCAUCAAAAGGGAAAUACCACACGCCCAAACCUGGGCGGAAAGAACUGUGAGAACGUUGAAGAGCAGUCAAAACGCCGAAGAGUUCAGGAGGAAGCUGAAAGAGGACAGGAGUUUGGUGGAGAGGAGCAGAUCGAGCGGUCAGCUGUUCCGCAUCUGUUGCAAGGACUCCAUCAACAGGAGAUACUCAAAACUGUUAUACUGAACGAGGCAGCACAAGUUCAUAGCGACAAAAGACAUGUAUUAUUUCCAUCAUUGCCAGAUAGUUUAGUGAAUGUAAUGAUAUGUUGUUAUUGUGACAAAUAUGUAUUAUCUUUUAUCAAUAAAUUUAAUUUUU